UGUUCUCAGCUGUCGGACUUGCUAUGCAUGCCUACAGAAAGUUAAAGUGAAAGCAACAAAGACGUUUACCUCUUGGGGACAUAGGUACAACUUGCGUAGCUUAACGAGCGUCUUGUACCUGUGAGGAUUGAACAUGUUUUCCCUGACAAUGACCGUACAACCACAGGUGACUGUACCCCUAAGUCACCUCCUCAACGUCCUCCACUCUCUGAAGAGUUCAGUGGGGAGCAGCAGCAGUGCCACCAGCAAAUCAAGAAUACACAAGGAGCAUGCCUCAGACCCAGAACUACACUGCUCAGAGCCGAUGCUGAAUCUGCGGGAGCUUGGCUUAUCAGACCUGGGAGCACAGCAGCUGGAUGACUUGGUGAGCCAUGUGUUACCACGUUUCAGCCCACAGGAGGCAUCACUUCCAUAUGGUAUCGGUGGUCAAACAGCCUGGAGGACUUCUCAUCUCUCUACAUCCUCCUUUUUCCACAACAAGCAUGGGUUCUCAUGUGGUUCCAUGUCAGCCCCAGUUUUUUCCAGGCAGCACCCCUUUCCCCUUCAGUCUUUCAGCACAGAGCCUCACUAUUCAGUCUGGGUCCAGAGCAGAGGCUUUAAGACUUUAAGGAACAAAACCAGAAGACUACAGUCAUCCUUUGACCGCCCAGUAGAAUCUGAAGGGUUUACACCAUCUUUCAUGAAGGGUUUCCUGACACGUGACAAGGGGAUUGAAGUGGAAAAUCUAGACAGCAUAUUGAAAAACAAAAACAUACCUGAUGGGCAGCAGGACUCUUUUAAGAGGGGCUUCGCUGAAGGUUUCCUGAAAGCUCAAGCCCUGACACAACGCACGCAAGACUCUUUGAGAAGGACUCGUCUCAUCUUGCUUGUGCUGCUCCUUGUUGGGCUCUAUGGUAUCUCAAAGACCCCCUUCAUAUCGGUGCGGUUCCGAACCACAUCAGGCCUGGACUCUGCAGUGGAUCCUGUCCAGAUGAAAAACGUGACAUUUGAGCACGUGAAAGGUGUAGAGGAAGCUAAGAAUGAGCUGCAGGAAGUGGUGGAGUUCCUGAAAAACCCACAGAAGUUCACAGCCCUUGGAGGAAAGCUGCCAAAAGGCGUUCUACUGGUUGGCCCUCCAGGGACUGGUAAGACCCUACUAGCUAGGGCGGUGGCAGGAGAGGCAGAUGUGCCAUUCUACUACGCCUCCGGGUCAGAGUUUGAUGAGAUGUUUGUUGGAGUGGGAGCCAGCCGCAUUAGGAACCUUUUUAGGGAGGCUAAAGGUAAUGCUCCCUGCGUGAUCUUUAUUGAUGAACUGGACAGUGUUGGUGGAAAAAGGAUUGAGUCUCCCAUGCACCCUUACUCUAGACAGACCAUCAAUCAACUACUUGCUGAGAUGGAUGGAUUUAAACCAAAUGAAGGCGUGAUCAUCAUCGGAGCCACCAACUUCCCAGAGGCUUUGGAUAAUGCACUGAUCCGCCCGGGACGUUUUGACAUGCAGGUGACUGUCCCCAAACCAGACGUGAAAGGACGCACGGAGAUCCUCAACUGGUACCUGAAGAAGAUUAAAGUGGAUCCAGCUAUUGAGGCCAAUAUCAUUGCCCGGGGCACGGUGGGAUUCUCCGGCGCUGACCUGGAAAAUCUGGUAAACCAGGCUGCCCUGAAGGCGGCAGUCGAUGGUAAAGACAUGGUCUCCAUGAAGGAGCUGGAGUUUGCUAAAGACAAAAUCCUAAUGGGCCCUGAGAGGAGGAGUGCUGAAAUAGACAAGAAGAACAAGCUUAUCACAGCAUACCAUGAAUCAGGUCAUGCCAUUGUAGCUUACUACACCAAAGACGCCAUGCCAAUCAACAAAGCCACUAUCAUGCCCAGGGGGCCGAGUCUGGGACAUGUGUCCAUGCUCCCGGAGAAUGAUCGCUGGAGUGAGACUCGCUCUCAGCUGCUGGCCCAGAUGGACGUCAGUAUGGGCGGCCGUGUUGCAGAGGAGAUCAUAUUCGGUCGUGAAUACAUCACAACAGGAGCAUCAAACGACUUUGAUAGUGCCACCAAGAUCGCUAAGAUGAUGGUGACCAGAUUUGGAAUGUGUGAAAAGUUGGGUGUGAUGACCUACGCUGACCUGACGCAGCAGAGCCCAGAGACGCAAGCAGCUGUGGAGCAUGAAGUCAGGUUGUUAUUGAAGGACUCUUAUGAGCGUGCCAAAGCCCUCCUGAAGUCUCAUGCCAAGGAGCACAAGAGCCUUGCAGACGCACUGCUCAUGUAUGAGACUCUGGAUGCCAAAGAGAUCCAGCUGGUCUUGGAGGGCAAGAACCUGGAGAGCAGAUGAAACCAGCCAGGGUGACGGUAAUUAGGGGGGUCAAUGAGGAAGAUUUUAAGAGCUCAGGGGUUACAGAGAUAGGCUAGGGCCCAUGAGCUGUGAAUCAGAGACAAAGUAUUUUGCCGAGUGCUCGUGGGGGAGGAUGUCGUAUCUUCAUGCUGUCACCUUUGUGUAAACUCAUAUAUAUUCCCAGAUAUGUAGGGACGAUUUCAUGCUUUCCAGCAUAGGAAUGUGUUUGAUAGAUGUCUGAUUCCAGAUAAAGAUAAUGUUGUGAAUGUUGCUCAGGUCACUUUAUCAGUUGGUAGGAGGAGAUAAUAUGUGAAUGUCAGUUGAAAUUUAAAAUCAGUCGCUGGAUAGGAUUCUUAUUUCUCUUAAUUGUCAACAAAUUUGUAGAAAUUUAGACAUUCUGUUAAGCCAAGUCUAAAUAUUCCGUUUUUUAUCCCGUCGAUAGGAAAUUCUGAGUGGCAUGUACCAUCAACCCAAAGAGCAACUGUUUGUUGGCCUCUAGUGUUUGUGUUUAUAUGCUAUUUGUCUACUAUAUCCUCAAAUCAGAUAGGCUAUACUCACCUUCAGCUUAUGUGUGUCUCAAGCUGCCACCUAGACUUGUCAUGUUGCAGUGUUUUUGCUGUGAUUCUUUAAUCACUGAAAAUAUCAUGCAUAUACAUUCUCCUGUCAUGCUGUACCCCUCUGCAUAUUCCCAUAUUUGUCUGAGCCCUAUUGCUUAUUUUAAAGGUGGCCUUUUGGAGGAAAUGUAAGCGUGUAAAGUUGAACUACAAUAUCUCAGCACUUUUUGGCAAGUGUAAAAUCAAAAAUACACUUGUGCGUUCUUUAUGUUCUGUAUUUUAAUGCUGCGUGUACAGAUGUAACAGAAAACUGCUGCUCAGCCUCAACCAGCAUGCAACAAGCUGUGUUUAUGUAGUGAUAGAGCAUUGCAAGCUACAUGAUUUUUAAAGUCAUAAUGUUGGCCUAAUCUAUCAAAAUAGAUAAUAAUCUUAAGAUUAUUCAGACAAACUAUAAGGCCAUUUUUUUCUGUUAUUAUCCAUCACCAUCUCUUUUGUACCUCAACACAGAGAUUUUCUCACCCGCAUCUUAUGCUCCAUACCGCUCUGUAUUGUAAACAAAUUCUUGCACAUGGCAGCAGAAGAAAGAUGCCAGUGUUCAGUAUUAACUGGCACCGCUCUGGGUGUUAGGAAGUGUGUCAAACACAUGGAGUUUAAGCUGUAACUGACUAUUAAUUCCAUUUGUAAAGUGAUAUCCUAUUUUCUGACUUGUCUUCCUCGUACAUUGAAGGAAAAUUAUCCAUCUUUAAAUGUUGAAUAUCUACAUUUUGAAACAAAUAGUUCCAACAGCGUAAGUGUAUAUAACCAUAUUUUAGCAUUUUAGAACAUUGGUUUCUUUCUUCGUGAAAUCUUGACAACCUGGUUGUCAAGAUUGCGGCCAGGUUUUAAGUUAUACUUCAAUCUUUUUGGUUUCAUUCGUUUCUCAGCCUUUUACUUGUCUAGCUGUAUAUAUGAUUGGAGUGUAAUGGGAACAUUGUAUAUAGAUGUAUAGAAGAGCUUUUAUGCUGUGUGCAAAAUGAAUGGCUGUCUUCUGUUGAUUGACAGAAUCUCUUAACAAUGUGAUGGCGAUGGUUGAUGAAUAUUGGUGCAACUGAAAUUAAUAAAAAAGAAGCCCAAAUAAAAA
Scomber japonicus (chub mackerel) is the source of this 3970-nucleotide messenger RNA. RefSeq names its product YME1-like 1b (gene yme1l1b). Gene Ontology annotation, biological process: mitochondrion organization; protein quality control for misfolded or incompletely synthesized proteins. The transcript is spliced from 18 exons. The record is from RefSeq and is a predicted model, not a curated record. Gene Ontology annotation, molecular function: metalloendopeptidase activity; ATP hydrolysis activity; ATP-dependent peptidase activity. NCBI's taxonomy places the organism in Eukaryota, Metazoa, Chordata, Actinopteri, Scombriformes, Scombridae. Gene Ontology annotation, cellular component: mitochondrial inner membrane. The coding region runs from base 134 to 2296 and encodes 720 amino acids.